This is a messenger RNA of Pyricularia oryzae 70-15, 963 nucleotides long. RefSeq lists its product as uncharacterized. The record is from RefSeq and is a predicted model, not a curated record. Lineage: Eukaryota; Fungi; Ascomycota; Sordariomycetes; Magnaporthales; Pyriculariaceae. Bases 1 to 963 code for a protein of 320 amino acids. The transcript has 4 exons.
AUGGUCAAAAUCGCCAUCGCCGGCGGCUCGAGCGGAGUUGGCCAGGAGAUUGUAGAGGAUCUUGUAGCAGCCAAGAAGCAUGAGAUUCUGCUCCUCACACGCAAGUUUCCCGACGGCACCGAACCCGCCCAGGAUGGAGUGACCUGGGUGCACGCCGACUACGGCGACGUGUCGCAGCUGGCUUCCCUCCUCCAGGGCGUCCACACGGUCCUGUCGUUUGUCAUCCCGUCGAUCAACACGACGGGCAAGAGCGACGAGCAAAAGAACCUCGUCGACGCCGCCAUCCGGGCCGGAGUCAAGCGCUUCGCCCCCAGCGAAUGGGUCGGCUGGAACCUCGACCCGGCGCCCUGGUAUCAGUACAAGAAGCCCAUGCGCGAGUACCUAGCGGAGGUGAACAAGGACGCCAAGGUUCUCGAGUACUGCCUCUUCCAGCCGGGCUUUUUCACCAAUUACCUCGUCCACCCGCGCCGGACGACCAAGCACCUGCAGACCCUGGAGCUCAACCUCGACUUCCCCAACCGCCGCGCCAUCGUCGCCGAGGGCAGCGAAAACUCCCACAUCACCCUGACCACCGUCCGUGACCUCGCCGCCGUGGUGGCCCUCGCCGUCGAGUAUCCAGGCGAAUGGCCGGUCGUCGGCGGCAUCCGCGGCGAGCACAUGACGGUGGGGGAGCUGCUGGCCCUGGGGGAGCGGAUUUACGGCAGGUCUCCUCUAUCGAACUUGGGGCUCGCCUGGAACGACCUCGAGGCGGGCAUUCUCAAGUCUUCGUGGAGGCCCGAACCGGACCAUCCUGCGGUCCCCAAGAACAUGACCGAAGCCGAGAAGGAUUUUGUUCCUGCGCGGUUCGCCAUGAACAUCAAGGCGGAGGUGCUUGCGUCGUCUGAUGAGUGGAACAGGUUGUUGCCCGACUACAAAUUCACCAAGGUGGAGGAGUUUAUAACGGGUAUCGUGGGUCAGAAAUGA